Staurois parvus is the source of this 3777-nucleotide messenger RNA. NCBI's taxonomy places the organism in Eukaryota, Metazoa, Chordata, Amphibia, Anura, Ranidae. The record is from the annotation of a GenBank genome assembly.
AUGCGUCGAGGAGGGUGGAGGAAUCAUGCCAGCAACAGUGAUGGCUGGGGUGCCUGGGGUGGAUAUAUGUCGGCAAAGGUUCAGAAAUUAGAUCAGCAGUUCCAUCUGGAUGCCCCAGUGCAGCAACAGAAUGAAGGAACGUCAUCUAAUAUCUUUAACGGUGUAUCCAUUUAUGUCAAUGGCUAUACAGAUCCCACUGCAGAUCAGCUGCGCCAUCUAAUGAUGCUGCAUGGAGGUCAAUAUCAUGUGUAUUAUUCCCGAUCUAAAACAACACACAUUAUUGCCACAAAUCUCCCGAACAGCAAAAUAAAGGAGCUGAAAGAUGAGAAGGUUGUACGUCCUGAGUGGAUUACAGAUAGCAUAAAAGCUGGUCGUCUCCUUUCCUUUGUACCCUACCAGCUUUACACAAAGCAGUCUAGUGUUCAGAAAGGCCUGGACUUCACAUUUAAAUGCAGGACAGAGAAUUUCCACUCCGGGUCAAGGAAUGUCAGUCAAGAUUUCAACCAUAAAGUAAAUCUUUUAGUAGACAAAACUGAUCAACUUAAUGGAGUGGAUGAAUUGGAAGAAGAAGAGGAUGAAGAAAACUUUGAACAAGGAAAAGAGGAUUUUGAUCUUUGGGAUCUGGAAGAAAAAUCUUGUGAUCCCCAGGUUAAUGGAAUACAGAACCACAAAGGCAACACGGAUGUUUUUAAUGGACGUAGCUGUAGCUCUAAUGGUGCCUUAAAGUCACUGGAUGUCUCAGUGCAAUCAAGUAACUCUUUCACAAGUAGACUUCACUUAUUGCAGCAGCAGGAAAAGCCUAGCGCAGGCACUACAGACUGCACUUUAGAGCAGUUACAACCAAACAGUGGGCACACAGGUGUUCCAUGUGACCCACACAGAACUGCGUUAAACUCAACCUCAUUCUCAUAUUUGCACAAUAACAAUAAACUCAAUGGUGCUCACCAUUCUCUCCAGGGGCCUUCAAGCACAAAAAGCACUACCAUGCAUUUGCCUACCAAGGCGGCCUCUCCACAGCUGCCUAAAACGGCUGACUCUAAUUUUAUUUCAGACUUUUAUUCUCAUUCUCGACUUCAUCAUAUAGCAACAUGGAAGUGUGAGUUCACAGAAUUUGUCCGGGAUCUGCAAACUCAAAGUAAUGGCAUUUUCUCUGGUCGGGAGAGAUUAAAAAAGAUGAAAACGGGUGCGUGUGCUUCUAGCCCUCUAAAGUGCCAGAACUGUAUUAUUCAUGUAGAUAUGGAUUGCUUUUUUGUAUCUGUUGGCAUACGUCAUCGACCAGAUUUGAAAGGAAGACCAGUUGCUGUUACAAGUAAUAGAGGAAGUGGAAAGGUGUCUUCCCGUGAGGGUGCUAAUCCUCAGUUGGAGAUGGAGUACUAUCAGAAAAGGAUAUUGAAAAGCAAAGCAGACAAGGAAAACCCCAGCACACUAGAGCAAGCUGCACAGAACAAUGUAAACUCUGCCCAAAUAAAUGGAGUGGACCAGGGUAGUUGUGUACGGGACAAUCCAGUCUCCAUGCAGAAGAAUGACGUGAACCUGGAUACCUCACAGCUGUCAUUAGCAGAAAUUGCAUCUUGUAGUUAUGAAGCAAGGCAGGCUGGUGUGAGAAAUGGAAUGAUGUUUGGGAAAGCUAAGCAGCUUUGUCCUGAUCUACAAGUUGUUUCGUAUGAUUUUGAUGCAUACAAAGAAGUUUCCAUGACCUUGUACAGAACAUUGGCAAGUUACACUCAUGACAUUGAAGCUGUGAGCUGUGAUGAAGCCCUUGUUGAUAUCACAGAAAUUCUUGCAGAGACCAAACUCAGCCCUGAUGAUGUUGCUAGUAGUAUUCGUGCUGAAAUUAAAGAGAAAACUUUGUGUUCAGCUUCUGUUGGAAUGGGAUCUAACAUUCUUCUGGCAAGGAUGGCAACUAGGAAAGCUAAACCUGAUGGACAGUAUCAUUUAAAACCUGAAAAAGUAGAUGAUUUUAUUAGAGGUCAGCUAGUCACAACUUUACCAGGAGUUGGCCGGUCUAUGGAUUAUAAAUUAACAUCAUUAAACAUAAAUACGUGUGGUGAUCUUCAGAAUCUUUCAAUGUCCAAACUUCAGAAAGAAUUUGGGCCUAAAACAGGUCAGAUGUUAUACCGAUUCUGCAGAGGAUUAGAUGAUCGGCCUAUUAGAAAGGAGAAGGAAAGAAAAUCUGUAUCUGCUGAAAUAAACUAUGGAAUCCGUUUCAAACAGGUCAGUGAAGCAGAGGCCUUUCUGAUGAGCCUUUCAGAAGAAAUCCAAAAAAGGCUUGAGUCUGUGAAAAUGAAGGGAAGAAAACUCACACUUAAGAUCAUGGUGAGAAAAGCAGGAGCACCCAUAGAACCUGCAAAAUAUGGAGGUCACGGAAUCUGCGAUAAUAUAGCAAGGACAGCAACCCUAGAACAAGCAACAGAUAAUGCCAAAGUAUUUGGAAAAGAAGUUCUAAAAAUGUUUCAUUCAAUGAAGUUGAAUGUUUCAGAUAUGAGAGGGGUGGGACUUCAGAUGCACCAGUUGGUUUCAGCACAUGCAUCUAAUUGUGGCCCCUUGCCACUUAAAUCUAGCCUGAUGCCAGGAGUGUCCCGUUCACUGAUUGACAUGUUUCAUGAUAAGAGAAAAAAGCAGCCCACCGAAGAACUACCUGAGAAUAAGACAGUUUUUGUUGCUGCUUUGGAUGUUCAGAUUUCAUCAGCAUUCGGAACAUGUACUUCCAUUACUUCUUAUAAGAGUGAAGCUUCUAGCCAAGAUCCAAGUACCAGCAAAGCAGCCUUCCCUGUGAGGAAGAAUGGCCUGCACAGUCCUAUCAGUGUUAAAUCAAGAGUUAAUUUCACUAUUGAAGUUCCAUCCCCUUCUGAGAUUGACCCAUCUGUCCUGGAAGCUCUACCUCCAGAUAUCAGGGAACAGGUGGAGCAGACAUUUGCUGCUCAGCAUAGACCACCUUCUGCCGAGAGCAAGAGACAGGCCUCAGACGACAACAGCACUGAGCAGCCAGUGGCAACUGUCCUUUUACAGAUUCCACCGCUGUCAGAGCAUGGAGAAGAGGCAGGCAUUAAUGUCAUUGCCUUACCAGCCUUUUCGCAGGUAGAUCCAGAAGUGUUUGCUGCUCUGCCCACUGAUCUUCAGGAAGAGUUAAGAGCUGCUUAUGGUCAAAGGAACAGGCAGUCAGACAGUAACAUUGGUACAAACGCUGUACUUGUUCCAAAAAAUCCUUUGCUGCAAUUAAAACGGCCUCCCAUGAAGUCAAAGAAAAAAAGUAGAAAGAAAAAUCGAGGUAGUCCUGUAAAGAAGAUGCAGAGUCCCCUGAAGAAUAAGCUUUUUGGUAGCCCAGCUAAAAACUUUGGAUAUAAUUUGAGUCCACAGAAGCUUAAAGAUGGGACCUUAAAACAAGAAGCCAUACCUCCUGGGCAAUCUCAGGUUGAAUUAGGUCCCACAACUUCAAAUGCCCAAGGAUCCCUGACAGAAGGAUGCAAUUCCCACAGAGCAAAAGCACCCAACUUGGCUGGUGCCAUUGAGUUCAAAGAUGUGAAAACCCUGCUAAAAGAGUGGAUAACUACAAUUUCCGAUCCUAUGGAAGAAGAUAUAUUACAGGUGGUGAAAUAUUGCACUGAUCUAAUAGAAGAAAAAGACUUGGAGAAAUUAGAUUUUGGUCAUAAAAUACAUGGGAAAAGGUUAAUGCAGCAGUCUGUGGAGUCUGUUUGGAAUAUGGCAUUUGACUUUAUUCUGGACAAUGUCCAGGUGGUUUUACAGCAGACAUAUGGAAGCACAUUGAAAGUUGUUUGA